CUCUGAUGAGUUCUGCUUCCAUUCUUCUUUUGAACUCUUCCUCUCUGAUGAGUUCUGCUUCCAUCAGCUGGUUGACCUCAUACGCCAAUUCUUUCACAUUUGGGGCUUGAAUUGAUGCUUGGUGAGAAGGGUUGUUCUCUGAUAUGUCGGGAGGAGGCACUUCGGUCAGGCUUGGAUACUGCUUUGGAGUUUGGAUAACUGGAGCCUCUUCUGUUAUUUCUGCUGUGUCUUCAUUUACUGGCAGAUCUGCUGCUUCUACCAAAUCUUUGUUCAUAGCGCUUUUUCCAGGUCCAUACCACGAGGGUCGUCCAGCUUUGAUCCAUGCCUCUUGCUGUUGUAGCCCUCGGAGUGAAAAUGUCAGCAUUGAAGGACUGAGUGUCUGGAACCUCAGAGUCACUACGGUCCAGUGUGCAAGAAGACUGCCGAAACCUUAAAGGAAACACCAAAGAUGAAAGCUACAGAUACUCUAAAUCAGUUGAGAAUAAUAAGAGUCCUGUGACCAGAUAUCAAAGUUUGCGGAUCAGGUAGGAGGCCGGCAGCAGCCCGCAGCCCCACCAACAGACUGCCUGCUGCUGUGCUGACGGAGGACCGCUGCACACAAAGCAUGAAAAGUGUGGAUUCCAGGGGCCAAAGGCCAGCGUGAUGGGCUCUGCACUUCCCGGCCGGCCAGGGGAGAAAGGAACGGCUCAGUCAGCAGGCCAGGGCCACUGGAGCGAUGAAAAGAUAAUUCUCCCCCCCACCGCUGCUGGACCUCAUGCGGCGUCAAACCAUUUGAUCCCUUUUCCCCCCCUGCUCUCGAGUCCUGUUCUAGUUGUGGGUAGGGAUGCUGUGCGGACCAUUCCAUCGUCUGUCCCAAGCUUAUGGAGAACCGCUGACUCGCUUGCUUCCAGGAACCAGGGUGCUGAAAUGGAACAUAUAUUUUUGAUUCUUUUACUGUUCAGUAAAGCUUUAUCAGCUGGAGCUCAAUUCAAUGGAUAUAACUGUGAUGCCAACUUUCACAGCCGCUUCCCCGCUGAGAGGGAUAUCAGUGUGUACUGUGGGGUGCAGACCAUCACCCUCAAGAUCAACUUCUGCCCCGUCCUCUUUUCUGGCUACACUGACUCUGACCUGGCACUCAAUGGUCGCCAUGGAGAUGCCCACUGCCGCGGUUUCAUCAACAACAACACCUUCCCCACUGUAGUGAUCUUUAGUAUCAGUCUGGCCACGCUGGAGUCCUGUGGAAACUCCCUGGUGGUCUCCACAGCUCAAGGACCCAACGCUUAUGGCAACCUGUCACUGGUGCAGAUUGGGAACAUAUCAGGGUACAUCGACACUCCGGACCCCCCCACCAUCAUCAGCUACCUGCCAGGGCUGCUGUACAAGUUCAGCUGCAGUUACCCGCUGGAAUACCUGGUGAACAACACACAGCUGGCCUCGUCAGCAGCUGCAAUCUCAGUGAAGGAAAGCAACGGUACUUUCAUCAGCACAUUGAAUCUACUGCUAUACAAUGACUCAUCGUACAUCCAGCAGCUGUCCAUCCCCAUGGCUGGACUCACCCUGAAGACGCGCGUGUUCGCAGCUGUCAAAGCCGCUAACCUGGAUCGAAGAUGGAAUGUUCUGAUGGACUACUGUUAUACCACGCCCUCUGGAAACCCCAACGAUGACCUCCGCUAUGAUCUUUUCUUUAGUUGUGACAAAGACCCCCAGACCGCUGUCUUUGAAAAUGGCAAGAGCCAGAUGGGACGCUUUGCCUUUGAAGUAUUCCGCUUUGUGAAGCACAAGAACCAGAAGAUGUCCACCGUCUUCCUGCACUGUGUCACCAAACUGUGUCGGGCUGAUGACUGUCCAAUGCUCAUGCCAAUCUGUGGCAGCAGGAAGAAGAGGGACGUGUCGGAGGGGGGGGAAUCCAGCGCUGCGUCUGGGAACGCCGUCCUGACUGCGGGGCCGAUCAUCACUCGCAGUGAUGACACGCCAACCAACAACUCUCAGCUGGCCCACCUGAAGGCGCCAGUGUUUCAGAUGAACACAGUGACCAGUGCUCUCAUCUCGGGGGUGAUCAUCCUGGGCGCCAUUAGUGUCUGCUUCUUCAUCUUCUCCCUCACCCUCCUCAAAGGCAAAAGCACUCCGAUCAGCAGCCUGUCGGGGGUCCGCAACCCGGCCUUCAACUGAGCACCUGAACGCACCUCACUGCAGGCACUCCUCUAACUGACAAUGCUAAGCCAGGGUCAAACAACAUGGUGUAAUGAUAUUUGUGAAUGUAGUCAUUUAACAGAAGAAUAAAAGCUAAAUGUUGAUGUAGAGAAGGGUUAACAGGUCUGUACAAUGUGCAUUAGUGUAGAGUAAAGCAAGACCUUUGAUGUUCUACUUUGUGUUUCAACCAUGUGGCGGGCUACGCCGCGUCCUGCAUGUUAAUAUUCCUCAUACAGCUUUGACCCACAUAGCAGGGACAAUCCUAACUUAAAUCAUUACCUCAGCUCUACAGCUUUUAAUUGCAGGGUAUAGAAUCCAAUCCCAGGCUCACAGUUCGUUUUUACAGAGCAUAGUAUGUUGGUAAAACUCACACUUCCUGCUUGGAGGAGGAACAAUUUAAACACUGCAAUGAAAAUACAACUUGAGAGAAUGAGGGCAACUACUGUAUAAAAUGAACCCAAACUGGAUGUAGUGAACUAUCAAAUACAUGUAUAUAAAUAGAUGUAUUUCCAGGAGACAGACUAAUAAAAGAUGUGGUUUAUGAUUUAUCAAUUGACAGGUCUGUUUUACCAACAUAUGAACUUCACUCACACUAAACAAUUUAUGCAAUGUGGCAGCAAUACUGAUGUUAAGUUCCAUGUGUACAUCUACCCAUAGUAAUUGUGUAUAACCCAAACUGUGUUUUUGUAAGUGUCUUUAAUGAUCUUUUCCUGAAAUGUACAAAUUGUGAACUAUUGUGCAUAUUGCAAACAUUGAAAUUUGACUUGUCAUUAAAACUUGCCGCUGUCAUA
Trematomus bernacchii (emerald rockcod) is the source of this 2960-nucleotide messenger RNA. It is a transcript of the gene zpld1a, whose product is annotated as zona pellucida-like domain containing 1a. NCBI's taxonomy places the organism in Eukaryota, Metazoa, Chordata, Actinopteri, Perciformes, Nototheniidae. Bases 643 to 2148 code for a protein of 501 amino acids. The transcript is spliced from 15 exons. Gene Ontology annotation, cellular component: cell surface. The record is from RefSeq and is a predicted model, not a curated record.